CAGAAACCUAAACUGUGCUGGGUAUGGCCAUGGUGGUGCUUUUAAUUUGGGCGCUUGUGUUGGUCUAUUCCGCCAGUGUAGGGGCAUUUCACGACCCUCCCCACUGGGUUCCAGUGGCAAACACGUCCCACGACUAUGGUUCAGGAGCAUACGCUGGUAAUGUCCUAGGUUCCUCACUGCCUCGAAACACCCGUUUGAGCAUACCCGAAUUUGCAGCUACGUUCCUUGUUUUGUGUCGCAACUACGAACUCUUCGAUCUUCUUGAAACCAUUCAGUCGGUCCAGGACCGAUUUAAUACCAAGUACAAUUACGACUAUGUGUUUUUAAAUGAUGAGCCAUUCACACAAUUGUUCAUGGAAUCGGUGACAGCAUUUGUACCAGCCUCCCGAGUGCGGUUUGGAGUGGUGCCACGGGAUCAUUGGUCGUAUCCAGAUUGGGUGGACGUCAAAAAGGCGGCCGCCGUCCGCCAGGCCAUGGAAAAAGCCAAUAUCGUCUACGGUGGAUCCGAAUCAUAUAGGCACAUGUGCCGGUUUUUCCUGGGAUUUUUCUACCAGCACGAGCUUCUCCAGGAUUACGACUUCUACUGGCGGAUCGAGCCGGGCAUUAAGCUUCUUUGUGACGUGAAUUAUGAUGUGUUUCGCCGGAUGUACGAUGAGCAGAAGAAGUUCGCAUUCACCUUGACAAUGUUUGAGUACAGUGACACGAUCCCCACCCUCUGGGACCGGGUCAAGGAGUACUCCCGCUCUCGCGACAUCCAGGGUCCGUUGAUCGACUUGGUACAGAACCACGACCAGUGGCUGUCGUACAAUUUGUGUCAUUUUUGGUCCAACUUCGAGAUUGCUCGGUUGGACGUAUUUAGGGCCGCAUCGUACGCCGAUUUCUUCCAGUUCUUGGACCAGGCCGGGGGAUUUUUCUACGAGCGCUGGGGCGACGCUCCGGUCCACACCAUGUACGUAAGUCUUCACUUGGAAAAACUGGAUGUAUUGUACCUUGAUGACAUUGGGUACUAUCACUCGCCGUACGCGCAGUGCCCUCAAGACGAAGCCAUUAGACGGUCCAACAAGUGCGUGUGUGAUCCUGCCACUGACUUUAGCUAUACCUACCAAAGUUGCACGGCUCAUUUCUUGCGAGUUCUCGCAGACUUAUGACCAUUUUUAUAGAUAUACAUUCAUAGACUACCUAGUACAGACUAACAAGUACGUCCACAUCAUCAAGCCCCUCUAAAUCAUCUUGCUGUGAUACCCGUUUUAUGACCUCUCGCUUGCUGCUUUCCUGGAGGUAUCCGUCCAACAACAACUCGUCCAAUAUGUGGUAGGCCUUGUUGAAUCCAAAAAUGAUGUCCAAUUCACACACGUUUCCGUACAUCUUGUCCAUCUGCUCCACAAAACGAUGGACGAUCUCCAAGCCGAUCAACUCGUUGUCGUCACUUUCGAUCCCCAUGAUGAAGAACAAAGAGGCAUAUCUUCGGUAUACAACCUUGAUAUCUUUGUAUUCCAAGAUAUUGCACAUUUUGGCACGACGGGUCAAUAUCACUGCCGUGAGUUCCUUCAUGAUCCGACUCUUCUCCUUCUGACUGAUGGUCUCGUACCAUUUGGUCAACCGCACUUUGCCCUGGCGGGACAAUAGGAACAUGAACUUGAUAGCCAUGGUGUUC
This is a messenger RNA of Yamadazyma tenuis ATCC 10573, 1654 nucleotides long. RefSeq names its product Mnt3p (gene MNT3). Gene Ontology annotation, cellular component: membrane; Golgi apparatus. Gene Ontology annotation, biological process: cell wall mannoprotein biosynthetic process; protein N-linked glycosylation; protein O-linked glycosylation. Lineage: Eukaryota; Fungi; Ascomycota; Pichiomycetes; Serinales; Debaryomycetaceae. Gene Ontology annotation, molecular function: alpha-1,2-mannosyltransferase activity. The record is from RefSeq and is a predicted model, not a curated record.